Engraulis encrasicolus (European anchovy) is the source of this 3908-nucleotide messenger RNA. It is a transcript of the gene mfsd1, whose product is annotated as major facilitator superfamily domain containing 1. Gene Ontology annotation, molecular function: transmembrane transporter activity. The record is from RefSeq and is a predicted model, not a curated record. Gene Ontology annotation, cellular component: lysosome. Lineage: Eukaryota; Metazoa; Chordata; Actinopteri; Clupeiformes; Engraulidae. Gene Ontology annotation, biological process: transmembrane transport. The transcript is spliced from 16 exons. Bases 80 to 1495 code for a protein of 471 amino acids.
CUUUGUUUAAGUCUCCCGCUGCUAGCUUAGCUAGCGCACAAUUUUUAACUUUUUGCUCAUUUUGAGGGAGCCGACAACUAUGGCUGGGAUGGGAGAGGAGGACAGCUUGAUCCAAGGAGAGGAUUCAUUCUCUGGAUCUGACCGCGAUGGCAGGGCAAGAACGAUGCCGGCGAUUUGUGACCCAAGUCAUUGGGCACACCGAAUCGUUGUUUUGGUGUUUAUGUGUUUUCUCGGCUUUGGAAGUUACUUCUGUUACGAUAACCCCGCUGCCCUCCAGACACAAGUGAUGCAGGAUAUGAAGGUGAACACCUCCGGUUUCAUGCAGCUGUAUGCCUGGUAUUCGUGGCCCAAUGUGAUCCUGUGCUUCCUGGGAGGCUUCCUCCUGGACAGAGUGUUUGGCAUCAGGCUUGGGACUAUAAUCUUUGGCUCCUUUGUCUUUGUUGGGCAGAUCAUCUUCGCCAGUGGGGCUCUGGCAGGACGCUUCUGGUUGAUGGAAGUGGGCAGAUUUGUUUUCGGGAUUGGCGGUGAAUCGCUAGCCGUGGCCCAGAACACCUAUGCAGUGAACUGGUUCAAAGGCAAGGAGCUGAACCUGGUGUUUGGACUGCAGCUGAGCAUGGCCAGACUGGGCAGCACUGUAAACAUGAACAUAAUGGGCUGGGUGUAUGACAAGAUAAGGGCCUCCAUGGAUGCCUCAGGCGUCACGACAGGCUACACCACCCUGGGCAUCUCUCUCAUGAUCGCCGCCUCCACCUGUCUGUUCUCUCUAACGUGUGGAUUGAUUCUGGGCUGCCUGGACAGGAGGGCAGAGAAGAUUCUGAACAAAGAGGAGGGGAAGACAGGGGAAGUGAUUAAGCUGACGGACGUGAAGGACUUCCCUCUGCAGCUGUGGCUCAUCUUCAUCAUAUGCGUUUGCUACUACGUGGCCAUCUUCCCCUUCAUCGGACUGGGACAAGUGUUCUUCAUCGAGAAGUUUGACUUCUCGCCAGCUCAAGCAAGGGCUGUCAACAGUAUCGUAUACAUUAUCUCGGCCCCAGCGUCCCCGAUCCUGGGCUUCAUUGUGGAUAGGACGGGCAAGAAUGUGCUGUGGGUGGCGUGUGCCAUCAUCGCCACUCUGAGUGCUCACAUGAUGCUGGCCUUCAGCUUCUGGAACCCCUGGAUCGCCAUGUGCCUGAUGGGAGUGGCGUAUUCCCUGCUGGCCUGUGCUCUCUGGCCCAUGGUCGCCUUCGUGGUGCCAGAGCACCAGCUUGGAACGGCCUAUGGCUUCAUGCAGUCUAUUCAGAAUCUUGGCCUGGCUCUUAUCGCCAUGGCAGCAGGAGCCAUUUUGGACCAGAAGGGUUACCUCGUCCUGGAGGUCUUCUUCUGUGCCUGCAUAUGCAUGGCCCUGAUAGCGGCGGUGAUGCUCUACUUUGUGGACCUGCUCAGAGGUGGGGAUCUUAAUUUGUCUUCCUCAGACAGGGGCAAACUGCAGAAGAAUGACUCUCCACACUCAGAGUGAUACUGCCACCCCUUCUCCAGUGCCAGAAAAAGCCCCACAUUAUUCUACUAUGUGCCCUGGACGGACACUGGUUGCUGGGAAACAGAGUCUCCAGAAUCUGUGUGUGGGCACCAGGUUGUAGACCACAGCUAAGAAAAAAUACUGCUGCUGCCCAUCAACUUUCUAUUUUACUGACCCAAACCACCUAUACACUGAUUUUAGCCAAGUAAUCUUAUUCUGUUUUAACCAUCACACCUGACUGACAGUUACUACGUGUUUUUAUCUUCCUUGUUUGCACAUCACUGAUUAUUGAGAAUAUGGCUAAAACAGAUUUUAAUAUUUAAAGAAAAAAAAUCCAAAAUAUAGAGGUGUGUUAUCAUAGACAAAGUUGUUGGCUGUGGAGCAAUGUAUCGGACCAAGCAUAUUUGACUUUUUAAAAACUUUUUAAAAACUCCUUCUGAAAAAAACUGUACUUUUUUGUCACCUCCGUCAGAUGUCACCAUCAUCGGGAUGGUGGUGACAAAAAAAGCCUCCAAAUGCAGUGGAGGCUAGCUAGAGUAGAAUUUUCAAGAAUCAGAGACAUAUUUGUGGAGGGACACCUUAAGGUAGAGAAGCCUAACUGAUGUGGGUAACGCUCACACCCGCUCAUGGUCUGUAAAUCAACUUAAAGUGACCAAAUGUAAUUCUGAAAAAGACAUUUUUGAUAUGGGCAUCAAUGUAUAGGGAUAAGGAGAAAGCACUUUAUUCUGAGAUGGACAAAGAGAGAGUUGAAGGCUAUAGUGUAGUGAGGCAUUUUCUGUGGUUGUAUUUUUUUUUAUUGAACAGGAGAGAAUUGAGUGAAAAGGGGUGUGCGUGCCUGUGCAUUUGCAAAUGUGUGGCGCAUGUUUGUGUGUAUGUGUGGGGGAAGAUAGCCACCACCAGAAUCAGGAGCCUUUUAUGUUGUUUUAUCUGUUCUUGUUUUUAUCAUUUCAUUUUAAAAUUUGUAGUUUUAAAUGUAUUUCUUUUUUAGAAGAAGAAGAAAAAAAUCUGUUCUGAAGUUUUGUCUUGACAUACAAAACGAGUGCUCUGGUUUAGCUCAUCAGUAGUCUUCGGCUUCCAUCAAUCCACAAAGUUACUAGCACUUUACUACAUCAGUCAAAAGCAUGUACGUACACAUGCACAUAGACAUGCACACAUUUUAACUCGCACUACACUGAUCGAGAAAGGGAGUCAACUAAGAACGCCUACACAUACAGUAUGCACAUGAUACACCAUUGUUUUUUUUGUUUUUUUGUUUUUUUUUAAUCUGCCUUACAUAAAGCCUAAGCCAUACAUGAUCUCCAAUGCUAACUAUUAUUGGUAUGGUAAGAAUGGGUUAUCUGCAAACAAUGACUUGGCACAGUUAUCAAUAUGAUAUCACAAAAACAGAUCUGUUGGUACACAACUGGAUUCAGUUACAUUAGUUUUGAAUAUGUGGUAGUGCUUUAUUUGACGUGUUCAACAUAAAGGUAUCAUGUGACGAUCAUAAGAAUGACAUAACGCAUGUCAAGUAUAUUAAUGACACAUUAUAUUAUUGAUGUUUAUGACAUCUGUCAUAAUGUGAUGUUUGGUUUUUGGAAUGUCGAGUUGACAUUGGGUGUCAUCAUGGGCCUAUAUUACAAAGCUGGUUCAGAAUAUUGGUAAGUUAAGAGGUACUCAUCAAAUACAAGAGCCUGGAGUCCUCAUUUUCAUAAAAAAGCUCUUCUAUUAGAUGAUUUACCUCUUAACUUAACCUUAACUUAUCCUGAACCAGCUUUGUAGUAUAGGCCCCAUGAGACACAUUAUGAGGGCAGCUGUGGCCUAGUGGUUGAGAAGAUGUUUUAGAUCAGAGGGUUGAAGGUUCCACUCCAUAUCUCACUCCAUGGCACAGAACCAUUUUCCGAAAGGACAAAUAAAUAAUCUAUCUAUAUAUCUAUGGCGGAGGUGCCCUUGAGCAAGGCACCUAACACCUGCUUCAGGGACUGGAACCAAUACCCUGUACUUAAAAAAAUACUGUAUGAGAGCAGUCAUAAAAAUCAGUUAUGUGUCAUUAAUGUUCCUGACAUGACAUGUGACAACACAUUGUGUCCUGUCAUUCUUAUUACAUUCUUAUAUACAUCACAUCACAUAGUGUUACAGAAUAUUUCUCUGGUUAGUUUUGCUGGUAUUCUACUGAUGCAGUUACAUCCCUGUUUUUUGUUGUUGUUUUUUUUAGAAUCAUGCAUUUUUUUUACUUGAUUUAUUGUGAUCCAAUGAUUAUCUAUGUUUUCUUUAAACAUAUUCAAAGAACUUGAAUUAUGACUUGAAUGAAAGGAUAAUGAUUACUGUCAAACUAAGACAUGCGUAACUGUCAAGACUGGAAAUUGCCAUUGGAACGAAAUCUGCUCCAAGGGAUACACGUUUGACAUGGAUUUCUAGCAGACACUGAUACUUGUAC